AUGACAUCUACUAAUUCAACAAGUCGAAAAUCCAAACGUGAUGAUCCAAAACGUUCAUCUGCACCUGUAACUGUUGUUGUUAGUAGUGAACAACAAAUGACAAAGACAAAAAAUGCUGUUAAAUCUAAUGAUGCUGUUGUAUUAACUCAAACAUCAAAUACAAUGAAUAAUAAUAAAAAACGUCGAGCAACAGAAAUUAUUCAAAAUGAAGUGCCUUUAUCUGAACGUUUAAGUGCAUUUGAAAGUCAAACAUCAACUGGUCAAUUGAAUACAGAACAAAAACAACAAAGUCUAUCAGCUGAUAGUCUCGUAACAUUACUUACACAAGGAUUACAAAGUUCUGAUACAACUCUACUUGAUGUAAGUAAACAAUGGUUUUUUUUUUUUUUUUUUUGUUAA
Molecule: messenger RNA, 399 nt
Organism: Rotaria sp. Silwood2
Lineage: Eukaryota; Metazoa; Rotifera; Eurotatoria; Philodinida; Philodinidae
Source: the annotation of a GenBank genome assembly